AUGGAGAGUCAGAGAGUCCAGUCCUCGUACAGGAAGCGCUUUGGGUCUCAGGGCUCGGGCGGCACAGGAGUCAGAAUUGGGAGCCUCUCUUCCAACCGCCUCUCCUGGCACGGCCCCCCUCGCAACCUCACCUACUCCAGCCCGAUGUCCCGGAUCUCCUUGGGCUCCGGCAACGCGGCCCUGCUCCUGGGGAGCCCCGUGGACCGGCUGGACUUCUCAGCUGACUCCCUGAUGAAGGCCCAGUACAAGGAGACACGCACCAACGAGAAGAUUGAGAUGAUGGGCCUGAAUGACCGUUUCGCCAGCUUCAUAGACAAGGUGCGCGUCUUGGAGCAGCAGAACAAGGUGCUGGUGGCAGAGCUGAGCCAGCUGAAGGUCAAGGAGCCCAGCCGCCUGGGGGACAUCUACCAGGAGGAGCUGAGAGAGCUGCGCAGGCAGGUGGACGGUCUCACUUCGGGCAAAGCUCGCCAGGAGAUAGAGAAGGACAACCUGGCUGCAGAUGUGGCCACGCUCAAGCAGAGGCUGCAAGAUGAGAUUGGCCUCCGACAGGAUGCGGAGAACAAUCUGAAGGCCUACAGACAGGAUGUGGAUGAGGCGGCUCUCAAUCGGGUCCAGUUAGAGAGGAAGAUCGAUGCCCUGCAGGAAGAGAUCAACUUCCUGAAGAAGACUCAUGAGGAGGAGCUGCGUGAGUUACAUGAGCAGAACAUGGCCCAACAGGUGCAUGUUGAGCUGGAUGUAUCCAAACCAGACCUGACUGCUGCUCUGAGGGACAUCAGGGUCCAAUAUGAAACCAUGGCCUCCUCAAACAUGCAGGAGACGGAGGACUGGUACCGAUCCAAGUUUGCUGACCUGACCGAUGCAGCCAAUCGAAACACAGAAGCCCUGCGUCAGGCCAAACAGGAGGCCAAUGAGUACCGGCGUCAGAUUCAAGGGGUGACCUGCGAUCUUGAGGCUCUCAGAGGGGCAAACGAGUCUCUGGAACGCCAGCUCCGGGAGAUGGAGGACCGCUUCGCCAUGGAGACGUCUGGCUACCAGGAUACGGUGAGCCGACUGGAGGAGGACAUCCACUCUCUGAAGGGUGAGAUGGCGAGACACCUGCAGGAGUACCAGGACCUUCUCAACGUCAAGCUGGCUUUGGAUAUCGAGAUCGCCACCUACAGGAAGCUGCUGGAGGGGGAGGAGAGCAGGAUCACCAUUCCAGUUCAGAGCUUUUCCAACCUGCAGUUUAGAGAUACUAACCUGGACAUUAAAAACCCGGAGGCCCACGUGAAGAAGCGCAUCCUGGUUCGAACUGUGGAGACCAGAGAUGGGGAGAUCAUUAAGGAAUCAACAACGGAGCACAAAGAUCUUCCAUAA
Cyclopterus lumpus (lumpfish) is the source of this 1356-nucleotide messenger RNA. It is a transcript of the gene gfap, whose product is annotated as glial fibrillary acidic protein. Gene Ontology annotation, molecular function: structural constituent of cytoskeleton. NCBI's taxonomy places the organism in Eukaryota, Metazoa, Chordata, Actinopteri, Perciformes, Cyclopteridae. The transcript has 9 exons. The record is from RefSeq and is a predicted model, not a curated record. The coding region runs from base 1 to 1356 and encodes 451 amino acids. Gene Ontology annotation, biological process: intermediate filament organization; regulation of chaperone-mediated autophagy. Gene Ontology annotation, cellular component: intermediate filament; cytoplasm; cell projection.